CAUGAUUUAAUUUUUCGUUUAAAAAAUGAAUCAUCUUCAUUAGCGAAAGCAGAACUAGUAAACAAUAUUUUCAGAUAAAAAGGAAAUCAUGUUUAAUAAUUUUUUCGGAAAACAACCAACGGUUAAGGAGCAACAGCGUGAAAAUGAUCGGAACCUACGUAAGGCUGGCCGAGAAAUCGAAAGAGAACGCCGCAAGCUCGAAGAUGAAGAGAAAAAACUAGAAAUGGAAAUCCGCAAAAAUGCCCAGGCUGGUAAUAAUGAUGUGUGUAAAAUUUUGGCCAAACAGUUGAUAGAAAUAAGGAAGCAAAAAAGUCGUACAUUUGCUGCAAACAGUAAGAUAACGUCUGUUGGUUUCCAAAACAAAGCAAUCGGCUCGAAUAUUGCUUUGGCCGAUGCUAUGAGUACUACUUCGAAGACCAUGGCCGAUAUGAACAAAGUAAUGAGACCAGAAGCUAUAGCCGCUAGCAUGCGAAACUUCCAACAGGCUAACAUGAAGAUGGAAAUGACUGAUGAAAUGAUAAACGACACUUUGGAUGAUAUGCUGACGGAAUCCGGUGAUGAGGACGAAAGCAAUGCCGUUGUUAACAAGGUGCUCGAUGAGAUUGGUAUCGAAAUCUCUGGAAAGAUGGCAAACAUUCCAUCGGCAGGCGAUGAGCUUGAAUCGAAUAAGACAUCAGAGAAAGACAUAGCAUCUCAGUUAGCUAAGCUCAGAUCUACAUAAAUUUUGAAUUGGGCUUUUCUUUUUGUUACUUUUUAAUGUUGUUUCGUUUGUAUAAGAAAUAUAUAUUCAUGUAAAAAAUGCCUUAUCUUUAUAAAACAAAUAUUUUAUUCAAUUUUAAAUUCCACCACCUUUUCCA
Messenger RNA from Eupeodes corollae, 857 nucleotides. It is a transcript of the gene CHMP2B, whose product is annotated as charged multivesicular body protein 2b. Gene Ontology annotation, cellular component: ESCRT III complex; multivesicular body. The transcript has a single exon. Gene Ontology annotation, biological process: protein transport; late endosome to vacuole transport; endosome transport via multivesicular body sorting pathway. The record is from RefSeq and is a predicted model, not a curated record. The coding region runs from base 89 to 721 and encodes 210 amino acids. Lineage: Eukaryota; Metazoa; Arthropoda; Insecta; Diptera; Syrphidae.